AUGAGGAGAAGGGAGCGGACGCGGCACAGAUUUCACGACGGUGACGACGGCAGGACGAAGAAUGCGAUCUCUGACUUUUUGCCGGUGGUGAGUGAAUUGUUCACGACGCGAAUCAAAUCCGAACGCGGCCGCAGCCAAGGGUCGUACGCGGACACCGUUGUGAGUCAAAACAGCAGCAGCGGAAGGUGGGUGGUGCCGGUGCGGGACAAGUACGAAAAAGUUAAUUUUCAAGGCGAGGAGAAGGAUCCGACGGAAGAGGAGGACGACGUGAAGCAUAAUCGGAGGUGGUCAGCGCGGAUGUUGCACUCGGUUUUGACGGAAAAUGGAACGAGACCUGAAGAAUCUGAUCAAGAACAUCUUCCCGGAAUACCGAAGAAGUCACUGCAACUACCCGCUCGCAAACGAUCACCUCGCGAUGGCGCAGCUUCGGCCGAAUGAACUUGGACGGUGAGCCUGCAAAAUUUGUGCCAUUCUCGAAGGAGGACGAAGUGAUCGAAAUCGAAUCCUCAUCAGCCUUAAGUUCGGGAACCUCCCAGGCACAUUACUUCCCAGCCGGGAAAAGUCGACUACACUU
Molecule: messenger RNA, 574 nt
Organism: Culex quinquefasciatus (southern house mosquito)
Lineage: Eukaryota; Metazoa; Arthropoda; Insecta; Diptera; Culicidae
Exons: 3
Coding region: 1-438 (145 amino acids)
Source: RefSeq, a predicted model, not a curated record